This is a messenger RNA of Lathyrus sativus (Indian pea), 774 nucleotides long. The record is from the annotation of a GenBank genome assembly. NCBI's taxonomy places the organism in Eukaryota, Viridiplantae, Streptophyta, Magnoliopsida, Fabales, Fabaceae.
AUGGCCACCGAAGAACCCAUCAUCGCCGUUGAACCCGUGUCCGAGCCAGCGACCGCCGAACCUGUCUCGGAGAAAGUGGAGGAACCCAAGGCCGAAGCUGAGAAAACGAAGAAAGUCAAGGAAACCAAACCUAAGAAAGCUUCCAAACCACGAAACCCUGCUUCCCAUCCUACUUAUGAAGAGAUGAUUAAGGAUGCAAUUGUAUCGCUGAAGGAGAAGAAUGGUUCUAGCCAAUACGCCAUUGCGAAAUUCAUAGAAGAGAAACAGAAACAGCUUCCUGCUAACUUCAAGAAGCUAUUGCUCCAAAAUUUGAAGAAGAAAGUUGCUUCUGGAAAACUUGUUAAGGUUAAAGGUUCAUUCAAGCUUUCUGCAGCGGCUAAGAAGCCAGCAGUUGUCAAGCCGAAGACAAAGCCAGCUGCCAAGAAAUCUGUGAAAGCUAAGCCAGUCGCUAAGCCUAAGGCUAAAGCCUUUGUUAAGCCAAAGGUUGCUUCAAAGGCCAAAGCGGUUACUACCAAGCCCAAAGCUGCUGCCAAACCCAAAGCUGCCGCCAAGCCUAAAACUGUUGCGAAGUCCAAAGCAGCUGUGAAACCAAAGCCCGCAAAGGUUGCAAAAACAUCAACUAAGACAACACCAGGAAAGAAAGUUGCUGUUACGAAGACUGCGCCUAAGAAAGUAGUUGUUACAAAGAAAGCUCCGGUGAAGAGUGUGAAAGCCAAGACCGUGAAGUCUCCUGCCAGGAAGGCUUCCGGUGUGAAGAGAGGAGGAAAGAAGUGA